CGAAGGGCAAAAUACGGCAGUGGAAAAGUCUUUUAAUUCAUUUUUAUCAAAAUGGAUGACCAGCAAAUAGAUCCACAGUUUGCACAAGAAGUACAGAUAGAGGUUCAGAAAGCCAAGAUACAACAGCAGGUAAACAAACAGACGGAGAUGUGCUGGGAUAUCUGUGUCGGAUCCAUGGUGGCCAAGUUUGAUGGCAGAACCGAGAGUUGUAUAACGAACUGUGUGGAUAGAUAUGUGGACACUAGUUUAUAUAUACAGAACAGAUUUCAGGAGAAACUGUCAAUGAUGGGGAGGCUGGGAUGAUGUCAUCUCAUUUUAUAUCAAAGACAGUUGUCAGAAUUCAUGUCAUAUCAGAGUUGUAGACACGCAAACACUGGCAUUGUAAACAAGGCAUUUUAAUGUAAAAAAGAAAUGGUGAGCUUAUAUGUUAUCUGAAGUGAUAUUGUAUUUUAAUUACAUGUAUUUACUAUUUAAAUGUGAUUUUUCAAGAUUCAUAAGAACUUAUUUUGAAAGCAAUGAGAUGAUAUAUAAAGAAAUAUAUUAUGUAAAACUGAAAAAAGAUCUGUUUCAUAUAUUCAUGCCACAUAUUGUGUAGAAUGGGUGUUACAAAUCUGAUGAGAAUUAAACACAUUCAAAAUUA
Saccostrea cuccullata (small rock oyster) is the source of this 640-nucleotide messenger RNA. RefSeq names its product mitochondrial import inner membrane translocase subunit Tim8 A-like. The transcript has 3 exons. NCBI's taxonomy places the organism in Eukaryota, Metazoa, Mollusca, Bivalvia, Ostreida, Ostreidae. The record is from RefSeq and is a predicted model, not a curated record. The coding region runs from base 52 to 303 and encodes 83 amino acids.